UCAACACCAUCUUCUUCCUCUUCCAUCAUGAACUUCUCUGCUACCUUCAUUAUCAAGAAUGCCGUUUCUCUCUGUUGUUUCUGUGUUCUUCUAUGUUUUGCCACCAAAGUCUAAAUAUUGAUCAAACUAAAACCCAUAAGAUAUAUAUUAACAUGCUGUGAUUAUAGGGUCUAUACGAUUUGGGAGGAAGAACGUUUUGGAUCCACAACACAAACCCAAUGGGCUGCCUCCCAUACAUGCUGGUCAGCUUCCCAGACGUCGCGGCCCAAACUGAUAGCAUUGGCUGCGCCGAGCCUUUUAAUCAGAUAUCUCAAUACUUCAAUUCCAAGUUGAAGGAGGCCGUUCUCCAGCUCAGAAAAGACCUUCCCUCGGCUGCCAUCACAUACGUGGAUGUUUACUCAGUCAAGUACGAGCUAUUGAGCCACCCCGAGAAAUAUGGGUUUGAGCAUUCACUUGUAGCUUGCUGUGGCUAUGGAGGCAAGUACAACUACAACAAUGAAGUGGUCUGUGGAGGUACAAUCACUGUUAAUGGCACCGAUAUAUUCAUCGGAGCGUGUGACCGCCCUUGGGUCCGAGCAAAUUGGGAUGGAAUUCACUACACUGAGGCAGCUAACAAGUUUGUUUUUGAUCGAAUCUCCAGUGGAGCAUGCACGGACCCGCCUGUUCCCUUGAAAAUGGCAUGUCACAGGAGGGAUUCCCGUUAAAUUAGGAAUCAAUCACUAAUAAGAGCCAUAUCGCCAGAAAAUAUAUCUGGAUGACUAUUACUAUUGUUAAUUGGUUGUUAUUAUCUAUACUUGCAUGAAAUAAAAGAGUUUGGAUUAUCAAAA
Molecule: messenger RNA, 827 nt
Organism: Vitis vinifera (wine grape)
Lineage: Eukaryota; Viridiplantae; Streptophyta; Magnoliopsida; Vitales; Vitaceae
Product: esterase
Exons: 2
Coding region: 219-704 (161 amino acids)
Molecular function (GO): hydrolase activity, acting on ester bonds
Source: RefSeq, a predicted model, not a curated record